AUGAGUCCGCACCAUUACGCGCCUGUAGCUACGGGACCUCGUGAACUGGAGUCAGAUGAAGCUGUCGGUGCACCUCUCAGCUCCAGCACCACCAAAGAAGAAGAAGAAGAAGAAGAAGAGGAGGUGGAAGAGGAGACUGUCCUGUCCGAAGUGCUGCUCAGCUGCAAGUGCACUGCGGAGGAGGCGAGAAGAAAGAAGAAGAGGUUACGGCCUGUUACUGAUGUCCGCAUUGUGUUGGUGGGUGCAAAGGGUUCUGGGAAAACAUCAACUCUGAACACAAUCCUGAACAGUAAGAUCAAUCACCAAACAAGGAGAACAGCCCAGUGUAUGGUGGGAAGAGGAGCGGUGUUUGGGAGACAGGUGACGGUGGUGGACACUCCGGGUUGGUGGAGGAACUACUAUAGUGACGAGAGUCCCGUCUUCGACCGGAGGCAGCUGCUGCUCAGCCUGUCUCUCUGCCCUCCGGGGCCUCACGUCUUCCUGCUGGUGAUCCGUGUGGACAGAGCCUUCACUGAGACCUACAGGAGGGCGGCACAGGAGCACCUACAGCUGAUCAGCGAGCACAUCUGGAGCCGUGUCAUCGUGCUGUUCACUUUCGGGGACUGGUUGGGAGGCACGACCACGGAGCAGUGCAUCGAAAGCGAGGGGGAGCCCCUGCGGUGGCUCGUGGAGAGAUGCGACAACAGGUAUCACGUCCUGAACAAUAAAACUAAAGGGGAUGGAUUUCAAGUCAGAGAGCUGAUUGGGAAGAUUGAGGAGAUGCUGGCCGGAUUUGACGCUGAGCAGCAUUGUGAAAUAGAAAGGAAGGGGAUGGCCCAGCUGCAGAGGAAGAUGAUAAGAGAAGAGCAGAAAGCCAAGAAGAGACUGAUGAGGAAGGAGAAACAAAGGCAGAUAGCAAAGUCUCAGCUGGAAACGCUUAACCCUCUUCAUGAGCUGAGAAUAGUGCUUUUAGGCAGCUGGAAAACGGGCAAAAGCUCAUGUGGAGACACCAUCCUUGGCAGAGAGUGCUUCCACACAGGAACCCAAACCACUUCCUGCUCCGAAAAUCGAGUCAAAAUCAGCGGCAAGACAGUGGCAGUGCUGGACACACCUGGCUGUUUCUCUGUGAACUCUGACCUCCUCGAAGCAUCAUGUGCCAUCCUCCUGGUUGUCAAUGUGAGCUCCUCAUUUAAUGACACCCACAUGGGAGCAAUAGAGAAACAGCUGGAGGCCGGAGGAGGCCAGAUGUGGAGCAGAGCGGCAGUUCUGUUCAGCUACGGCGACUGGCUGGGCGACACGAGUAUCGAGCAACGCAUUGAGAGCGAAGGAGAGCCGCUGCAGAGGCUGGUCCAGAUGUGCGGGAACAGAUAUCACGUCCUGGACAAUAAACACGGGGGAGAUAGAGUUCAAGUUCACCAACUGAUUGAACUGAUAGACGAGAUGCUGGUUGGAGAAAGGCUGACCGUUCUUCACGGUGGUGAUCACAUGUGGAAAAAUGUUUCAGUGACACUGUGUAAAAACGAUUUAGAAAUGCUCACAUGCUGCAGACAUCAACUGUCGCAUGACUUGACUGGACCAGCCAAUCCCAGCUCUCAGACGUCACUGAACUGCUCAGGAGGUGGUGGACAGGUAGUGGCAGUUCCAGCAGGAAGAAGACGAAGACAGACUGGACCCAGCAUGCGGGACAGAGAGGGCUUUAUGUCCUGUUUAUCCUCCAUGUUUUCAUCAAUGAGGUGGAAAAUAAUAAUUCCACACUUGUUCCCUACCGAUGAUCUCCACUUGAACAGUGAACACCCCGUGUUCACAACCAGCCACCCUACAAUGCUCCUGGUUUUACCUCAAACACAACAGAGGGUGCUGGAUGAGGAACAUGCCAUCGGUGUGCAGUCCCUCUGCCGCCCUGCUCUGAGAGAGCGGACCCUCAGGAGGCUCACUGAGUCCGGAGACCUUCAGGCGCUGAUUGACCAAUGGGGCGACAGCAGCCUGCAGGAACUGGAAGCCUUCAUUGACUUGUACUUUGAGAUGAUUUGGCAGCAAACCAUGGGGUCAUUUCAGGAACCCCACUGUCCCACCGCAGAGGAGGAUCCUGCUGUCCAGGAGGAGGCCAGGCAGCAGGAAGUGCUCUCCUCCAUUGACAGGAAGCUGUCAAAACUAGAGCUCCUGGAGGAGAUCAGGAGGGAUCUGGCUGAGCUGAGGACGAGCCUGGAGCACAGCUGGGAGGCCAUACAGGAACUCAGAGAAAAAAGCAAACAGGACGGCCAUAAUAAUACAUGUUGA
Molecule: messenger RNA, 2256 nt
Organism: Notothenia coriiceps (black rockcod)
Lineage: Eukaryota; Metazoa; Chordata; Actinopteri; Perciformes; Nototheniidae
Source: RefSeq, a predicted model, not a curated record